GAGACGGCUCACUGAGACAGCAGGGCGCCUGGAAACAGGUUUGAACAGCGCAGAGCAGAGAGAGGCUAUCACGUUUGUCGGGCAGCUAGAGUAGCAGAAGAACAUUGUGGAGUCCGGACCUGUGUGUUGUGUAUAGUAGGUCGGAUUUUUUUUCUCCAAAUUCUGUCAGCGAUAUUUUUCGAUUUUGGGGGACCUUCAACAUCUCUGCGCAACGGCGGGGAGAAGCGAAAACAACCAAAAGUUACGCAGGAAGGGAGUAAUGUUACAUUUACAAGGAAAGAAAAACCCAGCACAGAAAGGGAGCGGGGAAGUAGUGGCUCGCUAGCUGGCGAGCUAGCUAGUUUUGGAAGAAACCGCAAAGAAAGUAUGUCUGUGUCCGUGCGUAAUGCUUUCGCAAUGGAUUACAACAGAGUACUGUGUAUAUUUUUGCAGGUGUUUUUAUUGAUCAGUUUAGGAUCUAUAAGGGUAAAUGGACAGUAUGGCGACCGGGGAAUGUCUAUUCCGGAGCACGGCUUUUGCCAGCCGAUUUCUAUUCCACUUUGUACGGACAUCGCAUACAACGAGACCAUCAUGCCAAAUUUACUAGGACACACAAACCAGGAGGAAGCAGGGCUCGAGGUACACCAGUUUUACCCGCUUGUGAAAGUUCAGUGUUCUCCUGAUUUAAAGUUUUUCCUCUGCUCCAUGUAUGCGCCUGUGUGCACGGUGCUUGAGCAGGCGCUUCCCCCGUGCAGGUCACUGUGCGAGAGGGCGAGACAGGGCUGCGAGGCGCUCAUGAACAAAUUCGGUUUUCAGUGGCCGGUCAGCCUCGCUUGCGAGUCUUUCCCGGUUCACGGAGCGGGCGAGCUGUGCGUCGGGCAGAAUAUGUCGGGUCAAAGCACACCGGUCAAUCCCACCCCUGAUGUAACGGAGCCUCCGCACGAUACUGGGAUUGUAAAAGGACAGUUCAAGUGCCCGGCUUCUCUGAAAGUACCCACUUAUUUGAAUUACCGUUUUCUCGGUGAGGAUGACUGUGGCGCACCGUGCGAGCCAAAGAAAUCUAACGGAAUGAUGUACUUCAGCGAGGAAGAGUUAAAAUUCGCCAGGAUAUGGAUAGUAAUCUGGUCCGUGUUAUGUUGUGCAUCCACGUUAUUUACCGUUCUAACCUAUCUGGUGGACAUGAAGCGCUUCAGCUACCCUGAGCGUCCUAUUAUCUUCCUAUCCGGUUGCUACACCAUGGUAUCCAUUGCCUACAUAGCUGGAUUUCUCCUUGAGGACAAGGUGGUUUGCAAUGACAGGUUUGACAACGACAUUAGGACUGUGGUGCAGGGUACCAAAAAGGAGGGAUGUACCAUCCUCUUCAUGAUGUUGUAUUUUUUCAGCAUGGCCAGCUCCAUCUGGUGGGUCAUCCUGGCCCUCACCUGGUUCCUGGCAGCAGGGAUGAAGUGGGGUCACGAAGCCAUCGAGGCCAACUCGCAGUACUUCCACCUGGCGGCGUGGGCUGUGCCCGCCAUUAAAACCAUCACUAUCCUGGCAGUGGGCCAGGUGGACGGGGAUGUCCUUAGCGGCGUGUGCUUCGUGGGCAUCAACAGCGUGGACGCUCUCCGAGGCUUCGUCCUAGCGCCGCUCUUUGUCUACCUCUUCAUCGGCACCUCGUUCCUCCUGGCCGGCUUCGUGUCUCUGUUCCGGAUCAGAACCAUCAUGAAGCACGACGGCACCAAGACGGAGAAGCUGGAGAAGCUGAUGGUGAGGAUAGGGAUCUUCAGCGUGCUCUACACCGUCCCCGCCACCAUCGUCAUCGCCUGCUACUUCUACGAGCAGGCCUUCCGGGAGCAGUGGGAGAGGACCUGGAUCAGCCAGACGUGUAAGACGUACGCCGUGCCCUGUCCGGCCCACCCACACCCCAACAUGAGCCCCGACUUCACCGUCUUCAUGAUCAAGUACCUCAUGACUCUGAUCGUGGGGAUAACGUCCGGGUUCUGGAUCUGGUCUGGGAAGACCCUCAACUCCUGGAAGAGGUUUUAUACGAGACUGGCUAACAACAGACAGGGAGAGACCACGGUGUGAGUGGUCUGAGUGGGGUGAGACCUCUGGAUGUACUGUAGCCUAUGAUGGGCGUCCCCCACACACAAAAAAAAAUUGUUUAUUUACAGACUGAAUGAAUGAUAAUCGUUUUUGGACUUAAUUGCCAUGCAGAGACACUCAUUGGUACAUGAUGUUUCUAUUGUACAUAAAACAUUUUGUGAGAUUUUUGUAAGUAUAUAUUUGUAUUUAAAGAUCAAAAUUCUCUUUUUUAGUUGUUUCCCUCUAUUAAAACCAACAUUUAUUUGACACACUUUGGGCAUAAUGGAAAUGGACCUUGGUGAUAAAGAGCCAGCUGACUGAGCAUUUAGCAUGAAGGAUGUGGUUGUCUUAGGACCUGAGUUGGCUCGGUCACUGCUGGGAGAGGGUUGGAGCGGUUGAGUUGGCUCGGUCACUGCUGGGAGAGGGUUGGAGCGGUUGAGUUGGCUCGGUCGCUGCUGGGAGAGGGUUGGAGCGGUUGAGUUGGCUCGGUCGCUGCUGGGAGAGGGUUGGAGCGGUUGAGUUGGCUCGGUCGCUGCUGGGAGAGGGUUGGAGCGGUUGAGUUGGCUCGGUCGCUGCUGGGAGAGGGUUGGAGCGGUUGAGUUGGCUCGGUCGCUGCUGGGAGAGGGUUGGAGCGGUUGAGUUGGCUCGGUCGCUGCUGGGAGAGGGUUGGAGCGGUUGAGUUGGCUCGGUCACUGCUGGGAGAGGGUUGGAGCGGUUGAGUUGGCUCGGUCACUGCUGGGAGAGGGUUGGAGCGGUUGAGUUGGCUCGGUCACUGCUGGGAGAGGGUUGGAGCGGUUGAGUUGGCUCGGUCACUGCUGGGAGAGGGUUGGAGCGGUUGAGUUGGCUCGGUCACUGCUGGGAGAGGGUUGGAGCUGUCUUUGAUCAGUAGACUGGCCUGGAACAUUGUUUCUAUUCUAAGCAGCAGAGUCCCGUGAAAAACAAUUGCUUCCUCGUGGGUCCUUAUCCCCCAUUAUUCUGCUGUUCUUUCUGUCCAACUGUUCUCUUCUAUUCAACAUAUUUCUAAAUGCCUAAAUGCCUGGGAUUUGAAGGUUAAAAAUAUGAUGCACAUGUAUUUUAAAAUGAGGUAUAGGUUUGUUCAACAUAUUUCUAAAUGCCUUGGAUUUGACGGUUAAAAGUACAGUCAGCAUUUUUAUAACAAGGAAGUAGGUAUAGAUUUGGGAUUGUGUGCACAUGUACUGUGUAGCCUACAUGACAUGAAUCCUCCAAAUACACAUGUUUUCAUAACCUGAAUGAGAUUGAGCCAGAAUGAGAACAUUUAGCCCAAGAUAAAGCCCAAAUAGUUGCACCAAAGUUAAAAGCUGUCUUUUGGUGACAAAAUAUUGUAAUAGAAUGAAAGUAAACCAUUUGCAGGAUCUUUUCAACAUUUUGUUUAUGUGUUUCAGAUAGCCCUGCUGCCUAUGAACACAGAACAGACACACGUUGUUUGUGGCUUUGUUUACCUUUUUGAGCACUUUGAGGGGAAAUACUAGCCUGGUCCCAGAUCUGUUUGUGCUGUCUUGCCAACCCCGAAGAACCAUAGGAGUAGGCAGGACAGCACAAUCAGGUCUUGGACCAGGCUAGGGGAAUACAGAAUGCUGGACAGAGACUGCUCAGACUCAGAGGUGGGCUAAAUAACACAUCAGCUGCACACCUAAUGCUUUCUCACAGACAGACAGACAGACAGACAGACAGACAGACAGACAGACAGACAGACAGACAGUUGAAAUACACAGUAGCCUACUCUACAGCUGGCUGUAUAAUUGGCUUAUAAAAACUGAAAACAAAUGAAUAAUUGAAGGAGAUAGGACAGUGCGUUUUGUAAUUUUCAGACCUACAGGUAAUCAGAGUCAGAAAAUGAUUAUUCCCCAGAAGGAAAUUGUUGGCAAAAUGUGGCUGUAUUUUUUUUUACAAUGGGCCCAGGUGGCAGCUUUGAGCAGUCCCCUUUCUCUCCUGGUUAACUGUGUGCUUGUGUUUGUGUGCACACAUGCUCGUGUGUGUAUGUGUGUGUGUGUUGGUGCUAACCAUGCAGGAUGAGCAGCUGUCUUUAGGCUUUAUAAAGAAAGACACCGUAAUCUGUCCCCACUCAAACAUCUUCUGUUAUGUUCUUGUCAAAUGCAUGAAAGUUAUUUGACCCUAAAUGCAUGGAUGGCUCUCUAUUAAACAACAUGUUCAUGCCUUUGACAUCUAUUAUGUUUAAUUCUGGUGUUCUGCAUUUGUUUGUUAUUAAAAACAUUAUAUUUAUAGAAACAUUUCUUUAUAUCCACACUGAUUACUUUAAAGAAUAAACAAUCCCACCUUUGCACCAAC
Messenger RNA from Salmo salar (Atlantic salmon), 4350 nucleotides. RefSeq names its product frizzled-1-like. Gene Ontology annotation, cellular component: plasma membrane. Gene Ontology annotation, molecular function: Wnt receptor activity; Wnt-protein binding. NCBI's taxonomy places the organism in Eukaryota, Metazoa, Chordata, Actinopteri, Salmoniformes, Salmonidae. The record is from RefSeq and is a predicted model, not a curated record. Gene Ontology annotation, biological process: non-canonical Wnt signaling pathway; canonical Wnt signaling pathway.